AUGAGAGAGAAGAAGUCAGCACUGCCCGACGCGACUUCCCUCCAGCACACGGUCGCGUCGCAGCUGGGUGGCGCCACGAGCACAAUUCUGCUCUACCCAGUCGAUGUAAUACGGACGCGUUUCCUUUCGCAAGACGGCACACGUACGCGUGAGCACAACGGCGAAACGUAUCGCAGCAUCACAAGGGCGUUCCAGCUCGUCUACCGAGAGGAGGGUGGUCUGCCUGCCUUUUUUCGAGGCUGCCAUGUUUCCGUGUGUGGUACAGUGUGCGCAUGGGGUGUUUACAUGUACCUUUAUCGCCUCCAGUGUAGCUGGUAUGCAGCGUGGCAGGCGAAGCGUCAUGAAACCCACCGCAGCAGACGCGAUUUGGUGGCGUUGUCAGGCGAAGACUCCUUCGCCGCCCUGUCCGCGGCGACAUGGCAAAACCUUCUUCAGCGCUUCGGAUUUUCAAUUAUCGCCAGCUGUACCUCAGCACUGGCGUGCAAUCCCAUAUGGCUGCUCAAAACACGCAUGCAGCUGGAGGAGGCUUCCGCGCGGACAGCGGGCGUGCCGCGCCACUUCCUGACGUUCCGCGACGGGCUGCUACACACAGUGCAGACUACUGGAGUGCGUUCCCUGUGGCGUGGUGUGUCGGCGCAAAUAAUGCUUGGCGUUCCAAACGCCUUCAAUCUUCCCUUGUACGACACAGUCAAAGCAGCGAUCAUGAGAAUCAGAGUAAAGAACGAGUUGUCCGUUCUUGACGUGGGUGUCUCGUCUACCGUGACAAAGGUCCUCCUGGCACUCCUUUGCCAACCGCUGGUCGUGGUCAAGACACGCUUGCAGGAUCACCGCGCGCGCGCAGGGGAUGUUCACUACCAGUCUUUUCUGCAGUCGACCAAGACCAUCUGGCAGCGCGGCGGACUGGUGGCCUUCUACCGCGGCACCGUGUCGUCAAUGUGCCAGACAGUCCCUCGCUCUGUUCUUCUGUUUGUCUUCUACGAGCAGUUUCUAAAGGUGGCAAAGUACAUCUCAUGA
This is a messenger RNA of Leishmania braziliensis MHOM/BR/75/M2904, 1014 nucleotides long. RefSeq names its product mitochondrial carrier protein-like protein. Gene Ontology annotation, molecular function: folic acid transmembrane transporter activity; FAD transmembrane transporter activity. The record is from RefSeq and is a predicted model, not a curated record. Lineage: Eukaryota; Euglenozoa; Kinetoplastea; Trypanosomatida; Trypanosomatidae. The transcript has a single exon. Gene Ontology annotation, biological process: folate import into mitochondrion; nucleotide transport. Bases 1 to 1014 code for a protein of 337 amino acids.